UCUCUUGUUUUUAUGCAGAUUUCCAAUAAAUUAGUCUCAGGUAGAGUAAGUGGUCCCAUGUGUCUCUUUCACUCAAGUAAACAAUAGUUUUGUUCUCUAAGUAAAGGAGUUGGCCCAAUUUUUUGCAUAUCUAAGUCAUGGGUGUGGACCAAUUGAGGACACUCCAAAAAAAAUUUCAAAACAUAUAUGCAAAAAAAAAAAAUCUAAAUGUGGGCCAGGCCUUCCCUGGCCAGGGCUGGGCUCCGACUCUGAUGGAACCGAAGAGCACAUUUCUGAUCUCCGACUUCGACUGUAGUUGGAAUGAAUUUUACCCUCAAACUCUGAUUCCAAACUACUAUGACAUGGUCUUCAACUCCGCCUUGUCGGAAGCGGAACGGACUUUCGGAUUUAAGCUAGAAGCAAACCCUCUAUUGCUCCAUCUCAGAUCUAUUGCUCCAUCUCAGAUCCAUUGCUCCCUCCAUCUCAACAAAAAGAAGAGAUCUAAGAAAACGAUUCUCCGAUCUAAGAAAAGAAGGGGUUUCUGCAGGAUGCAGAUAAGAGAGAGAGAGAGAUACUAACUCAGAUCGGAGUCGUUAUUUAUUGACGUCAGAGACCUAUCUUCUUGCUUUUGAGUACACCAAACGUCGUCGUCUUUGCCAUCGAGGUUUAAUCGAGAAAGUUGAGACUGCUUUCUGAGUACAUGAAACGUUGUCAUUUAUGUGUAUGAGAGAGAGAGAAAGAGAAAGGGGAUUUUAUAUAAUAGUAUUAUGUAAUUUAUAACUUAUAUAA
Messenger RNA from Ilex paraguariensis (yerba mate), 768 nucleotides. The record is from the annotation of a GenBank genome assembly. Lineage: Eukaryota; Viridiplantae; Streptophyta; Magnoliopsida; Aquifoliales; Aquifoliaceae.